UCUGUGCAGCGCUUAUGUGCAGUAUGUUAGACCCUGAGGGCAGUGUGGAGCAGCAGAAAGUUAAUUCUUCCUUUUCCAAAGUGUUUCUCAUCCCUUUAGUCAUGCUGAUCGCAGUAGGAGCAUUGCUCUUGUUAGCAUUUUCUGCCUCCGUGCAGAAAGAGGACGAUUUUUACUCCUUUAAAGUGGUGAAUAUCAGGGGCAAGCUAGUCUCUCUGGAGAAGUACAGAGGCUCGGUAUCAUUAGUUGUCAAUGUUGCAAGUGAAUGUGGAUACACUGACAGCCACUACAAAGCUCUGCAACAGCUCCAGAGAGAAUACGGCCCAUAUCAUUUUAAUGUACUAGCAUUCCCCUGUAAUCAGUUUGGGCAGCAAGAACCAGAUAAUAAUAAAGAAAUUGAGAGUUUUGCUCGCAAAACAUAUGGAGUCUCCUUCCCCAUGUUCAGCAAGAUAGCAGUCAAAGGCUCUGGGGCAAAUCCAGCCUUCAAAUAUUUAACUGAAUCGACUGGAGAGGAGCCAACCUGGAACUUCUGGAAAUACCUUGUAAAUCCCAAUGGGAAAGUGGUAAAGGCCUGGGACUCUACUGUCACUCUUGAAGAAAUAAAACCUCACGUAACUGAGCUUGUGAGGAAUAUCAUCCUGAAGAAAAAAGAUGAACUGUGAUUUUCAAAACACUGUGUUUAUACCUCUAAUUUCACAUGGGCCAUGAUUUCAGCAAUUACAUUCCUAAAAGAAAAUAUAGCCAACAGACAUAAUAUCUGUCAACAGAUGUUAGCCCCCAUUCCCUGAGCACAAGUUUCGUUUUUGUUUUGUCUUAUAUUUGAUCCAUAUUACUGAGCAGACCAAAAGGAAAUGUUUUCCUGUUAGGAAAAACAAAACCAGUUGUGGGGAUAUAUUUAUUUCCCAUUUCAAGUCAUUGACUAAUUGGCAGGAAGAGCCAAUUAGGAUCUCUCUAGGCAGAUAGCCCUAGGCCAGACAGAACUUCUGAGAGGAAUCUUAUAGGAGCUACCCUCCAACUGUCACAAUUUUUGUUCAUGAAUUUCAUUUGCAGGAUACAUCCCAGAAUGAGUAAACUAAAGCCUAGCCCGUGUAUGGUUAUAAGGAGCAGUCGUUAAGCUGGGGAAGCAUAGAGUGCUUCUGUCCUAGUAUUGACACUGCUCACUCAUUUACUUCUGAAAAUCUAAACAACGUUCAUCCCAAACCACUGCAUUUCUAUGUUUUCCCCACUGUUGUCCUAUUUUUUCCCCAAAGGCUGUAAAACAAACAAACAGAUUUCCACUGAAAUCCCAGUAUUGUCUUUUUAGGUAUUAACUGACUUGUAACAGUAUAGUUUAGCUGGAGGGGAGGAAUGGCUGGUGACAUUGUGUAAUCCUAUCUCUUGGCUCCCCUCCACCCCCAGUGACACCCCCAUCCAUCUCCAUCACCGUUAUCUUUUUUUAAAAAGCACUGUGAAAGUUUACAUCAGCAGCAGUCUGGAGAAGCCUGGUAAAACUCAAAAGCUUCUAGGCAAAAGACUGGGCAACUGUCUGCAUCAGCCUUGAAGUACAUACUAAUUUUUUAAACUAUGGAUGAAAAUGACAAGCUUUCUCCCUACUUCUGCAGUGAGUCCAGAGAAGCCCAGUGAAGGCUUCCCUGGACCCACCAGGGGACGCUGGGCUCAGGUCUGACUGUGGCUGAAUCUUCCAUUCCAGUGAACUAUUUUUCCCCUUUUGAAGGGACUAGAUAACGUGCAAUUAAUCACUCAACAAGGCUUGCACUAAUAUGGCAUUGUGUUUAAAAAAAAAUCUUGUUGUUUGGAAGCACCCGUACAUGAGUGUAGCUAUAACUGAGCGGAUGGGUUCAAAGAACCCAGGCCCCCCAGUUCUUGAGAGGCCCCCAGCUCUACCCCUCCCUAUUUUCUUCAUUAUCUCCUUUAUGCAGAGGCAUGAACAUGGGCCCCUCUCCCCUAGCUACACCCCUGACCUAUAGUGUUCUUCUGGUGUAAGCACAUUGUUGUAAUUAAGUAACUCAGAAUGGGAACUGUCUUCUUAUAAGUGCUAUUGAAGGGAGUGGGGAAUUUUCCUUAACCUCAUUGAAAUAAAAAGGGAUUCUUAUAUAAAGUC
Messenger RNA from Hemicordylus capensis (graceful crag lizard), 2098 nucleotides. It is a transcript of the gene GPX7, whose product is annotated as glutathione peroxidase 7. The record is from RefSeq and is a predicted model, not a curated record. Gene Ontology annotation, biological process: response to oxidative stress. Bases 15 to 659 code for a protein of 214 amino acids. The transcript has 3 exons. NCBI's taxonomy places the organism in Eukaryota, Metazoa, Chordata, Lepidosauria, Squamata, Cordylidae. Gene Ontology annotation, molecular function: glutathione peroxidase activity.